Hyaloperonospora brassicae is the source of this 2217-nucleotide messenger RNA. NCBI's taxonomy places the organism in Eukaryota, Oomycota, Peronosporomycetes, Peronosporales, Peronosporaceae. The record is from the annotation of a GenBank genome assembly.
AUGAAAGCCGCACGAACAGCUCUCUUCGUCUCCGCAACCACUGCUUUCCUCGUGCUUUCCACUCAGGCGAGCAACAACAGCAAAGAAGAGCAAGCGAUUUGGCUCGACCGGCACAACUACUUUCGCACGACGGGGUUGCCAUGGUCGGCUGGGAACAUGCGCCGCAUCGGGUGGGACGCGGCGCUGGCAACCCGAGCUGCGGCAGCGGCUGCCACUUGCUCCGCUACGACGGCACGAGGUGUGAACGUCUUUCGCCGGUCUCCUUCGGGCGACGUGUCGUCAGCGAUUGACGAGGCGAUUCAGGAGUGGGUCGUUGAGACGGCCGUGGCAACGAUUCAGACCAUGGCCCAGCCAGGCUCGACUGGCCUUGACGUCGGCGUCGAUAUCUACAAUACCUACUCGCAAGUCGUCUGGGCCUCCACUUCGCUCGUGGGGUGUGCGGCAAGCGAAUGUGCCGACGGGAACCUGGUCGUGUGCGGUUAUUCGCCAGCUGGCAAUGACGGCGAGUCGGCUUGGUACCAUCACGCCCCCCAAGCGUCCGAGUGUCCCGGGGCGACGGUAGCAUCGUAUGGGUUAUGCAUCCAAGAGGGCGACGAGGCGAACGAUCGGAUCGCUGCGAUUCCUACUGGAAGGUAUUCGUAUCAGGUGUAUCCAGCGUUCGUGUCGGACGUUCAGGCCAUUCUUAUCACGACGGCGCGCGAGAUCGCUACCGGCAAGAAGAUUGCGCCGCGUCGCAGCACCGAAGAGCUUCGGAACAACAGGAAGACAGAGCCAACGACGAGGGACAGCGAGUCGGGCAGUGAAGGCUAUCCGCCGAGCUUGUCGAGGAAAGGCGGACGUGCGACGAACGCAUCGUCCGAGUACGAGUUCUCGUCGUCUGCGUCCGUCAGGACGGAAGGUGGUGGCACCGACGUGCCUCAGGGGAAAGUGAAGGCAGGUUCGGACGCUGACUCGACGUUCCAGAAUGACAUUGAGUCUUCCGAACGGCGCAAGUCGAGCAGCCCGGCGCUCAAAGAGCAACGCGCCACCACACAAAAGGAUAUAUCGUUGUCAACCAGUGAGGGCCAUUCCAAAAGCGCCGAGUCGGAAGUGGCAUCGUUUCGGCAGAUGCUUGGCAUGUAUUUCCUCGGAAUGGGCGCAGUGGCCGGGAUCCUCUUCUUUGUGCACUACACGACGCCUCCUAAACGAUACUGCACCUUCCAGUACAGUAUGGCCACAGACAAGUCGAAGGCCGCGGUAGCAGCGCUCGAGAGGUUCGUUGAUACUGAGCAAGAGGAGGUCAAGCUAGACAAGUCUAAAGCAGCAAAAGGGGACGCGUCGCGGCUGAACGACAGUGUCUACGACUGGACCCGAACGUAUGAGCAAUGGGACGCGUGGGAAGACCCGGAAGAACUUGCAAAGCAGGAACAGGCGACUCGAGACCGGCGUGAACGUACCUCCAGAACUCAAUUGGGCUGUGCGCACGACCACUCUGCCGAGCAAAAGUUGAUGGACAUGACAACUGCAGCGAAAUUGGCAGCGUGUGAGGAGUUUCGAGUGCUCGGUAACCGUUCCUACGAGCACGGCCAGUACCAACGAGCUGCACUGCACUAUCACAAAGCACUCGUGUACUUUGAUUAUGUGUUUACAGACACGGACGAAGAGGAAGCAGAGGCAGAGGCACUCAAGCUGAAGGCGUUGCUGAAUGUUGCAGCCUGUAGACUCAAGACGGUGCAUCUUGACGACGCCGUGCACCAUAUUGACCAGGCACUGGAAAUCGAUGCCGGUAACGUGAAGGCGCUCUAUCGUCGAGCACAGGCUUUCCGACGGAUGGACAAGUUUGAUCUCGCGCAACGAGAUCUUGCGUGUGCAUUGAGACUUUGCAGAGCUGCAGAUGAUUCGCAGUCAGUAGCUUUGCAUUUGAUGCAAGAAAAGAAGCUGCUGCAAGCGAAAGCACUUAAUUACAAGUUGCGAACGAAGCAAGUGUCGGAUGCGAUGUUUGGCAACAGAGCACCACAAGACAAGGCGCUGCUGCGUCCCACGCCUGAAAGUGCCAAUGGACGUCGAAUUCAAGAUGGGGGCACAAUGAAUCUCAGUUUGUCAAAGAGGUCUGACUCGAUCCUGACGUCGUUUUGUGAUGAUUACAAGUGUUGGAGCGCGUUUCAGCCAUCUACUCGAGGACUAGACGAACUUCAGACAUUGAUAUCGACGCCUGACGAGCGAACGAUGGAGACCUGA